AUGAACACACCUAGCCAGUAUGAGAAUCCACCGAUGUAUUCCCCAUCUGAGGAAUUCAACUACUUCAUCGAUGAAAAGGCCAACACUCCCCUGAUCCUCCGACCCCAACAAAACGAGCCCGGGUUUGCUGUUGCAUCUGCUCUCAGCCGAGGCUUGCAAGUGCCAUCCAGAUCCAGAGCCUGCACAUCGGGAUUCGAGUAUCCAGAUGAACUGUCUCAUUACGACAUUUCCAAAGAAGACUGGACACAAUUUACAAAAGUGGUUUGCGACGAAGCCAAGCUUUCCCGUCUGCAAUGGACCACCGUGGUUGGGAAAGGCCUGGGUGUCAUGGCAGUGGGCGGGCUGAUGGUCGGCCUUCUGGGUGCUAUCCCCGCGAUAUUCGUUGCCCGUCUCACUAGGAAUCGAAGAGAACAACAAAAUCUGAUCUCGGCACUGGCUGGAGCCCGUGGUGAACGCCUUGCUCGACAUAUCUCGCAAUGGAACGAGACUGUCUUUCAGCCUAGAGGUGUUUUGAUCCGGGUCGAUUUGCCAGAUGAAUACUUGAAUGACAUGAAAGAUAUGGAUAUUCGAACGAAUCGUGGCUCUGAAAGGUCUCUUAGGGAGAUUCAGGAUAAGGCCGCGAGUAAGGCGAGAAUUGUGAUCAUCCCCCUGGAUGAGCCGACGUCAACGAAGCAUUUCCCGGGCUAG
Penicillium coprophilum is the source of this 687-nucleotide messenger RNA. RefSeq lists its product as uncharacterized. Bases 1 to 687 code for a protein of 228 amino acids. The transcript has a single exon. The record is from RefSeq and is a predicted model, not a curated record. NCBI's taxonomy places the organism in Eukaryota, Fungi, Ascomycota, Eurotiomycetes, Eurotiales, Aspergillaceae.